Messenger RNA from Hevea brasiliensis (rubber tree), 2344 nucleotides. Its product is annotated as probable serine/threonine-protein kinase PIX13. The record is from RefSeq and is a predicted model, not a curated record. Gene Ontology annotation, biological process: protein phosphorylation. Gene Ontology annotation, molecular function: protein kinase activity; ATP binding. NCBI's taxonomy places the organism in Eukaryota, Viridiplantae, Streptophyta, Magnoliopsida, Malpighiales, Euphorbiaceae. The coding region runs from base 558 to 1817 and encodes 419 amino acids. The transcript is spliced from 6 exons.
CUUAAUCUCUUUCAAUUUUUAACCGACUGGGAUAUGGUCAUUGUCAUAGUGGUUGAAGAAAGUAGGUGCUUUUGAAUUCUCCAUGUUUGACCGACUGAAAGAGAAGGAGAGCUUACAUGAACACGGCAAUUGACUUGGAAUAACGUUCCACUUGUUGAUUUCCUGCGAAACCUCACCCUCUCAUUUAGAGAAAUUGCCUAAACAAAACGUCGAAACCAAGACUCAGUCGUUCGUCUUCUUGUCUUGUUUCUCCUCAUACAAUAGUUAUUAUUAUUUUCUCUCUCUAAUUUCCUUUUCGUCAAAAAAGUCUCCUUUUCUGUACCCACUACGCUCAGAGUCGCAGAGCCUCCUUGUGUUUGUUUAAUCCAGCAAAGAUUGACAAAGUAAGCAGCCGCUUAUCCCAGUUGAAAAUUCUCUGUAAUCAAUACCAUCAUAGGAAGCUUUUUUUCACUGUUUUCCUUCUUUCUUUCUUUGAAUUCUUGAAUGCUGGAUGCAGCACCAACAUCAAUAAGCUUUUCUUUCUUUUGUCUGUAUACAAUCCAACUGGUUUUUUUCUGAUGGGGAUUUGCUGGAGUUCUCCAGCUACUACUAGUCCUACACCUGCCACCACUGAUCAUCUCCGCUCAGCGGGGAUAUCUCAGACAACUACCAAUACAACUUCCUCUCGAAGUACCAAUACAGCGUCUUCUCAGGGUAGCAACGUCUCCGGGAAUAGCAAAUUUUCUGGGAGAAGCAGUGAUGUCGCUUUUCCAAAUGGGCAGAUCUUGCCCACCCCCAACUUGAGGAUAUUCUCUUUUGCAGAAUUGAGGGCUGCCACCAAGAAUUUUAGACCUGACACAGUUCUUGGAGAGGGAGGAUUUGGUAAAGUCUUCAAAGGCUGGCUUGAUGAGAAGGCAACAGGGAAAAGUGGAAGCGGAAAUAUAAUUGCAGUAAAAAAGUUGAAUUCUGAGAGCUUGCAAGGACUUGAAGAAUGGCAGUCAGAGGUACAAUUCUUGGGAAGGCUUUAUCAUCCUAACCUUGUAAGGCUGAUAGGAUACUGUUGGGAAGAUAAGGAGCUUCUCCUAGUUUAUGAAUUCAUGCAAAAGGGAAGCCUGGAAAACCAUUUAUUUGGAAGGGGUUCAACUGUUCAGCCACUUCCAUGGGACAUAAGACUCAAAAUUGCUAUAGGAGCAGCCCGGGGCCUUGCUUUCUUGCAUACAUCAGAGAAGCAAGUGAUUUAUAGAGAUUUUAAGGCCUCAAACAUAUUGCUUGAUGGGUCUUACACAGCCAAGAUUUCAGAUUUUGGUUUGGCGAAAUUGGGGCCUUCUGCUAGUCAAUCUCAUGUGACAACAAGGGUGAUGGGCACCUAUGGUUAUGCAGCUCCAGAGUAUGUUGCGACAGGGCAUUUAUAUGUGAAAAGUGAUGUGUACGGUUUUGGGGUUGUCCUAGUCGAGAUUUUGACUGCCUUGCGGGCACUUGAUACAAACCGUCCAAGUGGGAGACAUAAUCUGGUUGACUGGAUCAAACCAUAUUUAUAUGAUAAAAGAAAGCUGAAGAGCAUUAUGGACUCUCGGUUAGAGGGGAAAUAUCCUUCAAAAGCAGCAUUCCGAAUUGCUCAGCUUGCUGUAAAUUGUAUUGAAUCUGAACCCAAGCAUCGACCAUCUAUGAAAGAAGUUGUAGAGACAUUGGAAAGGAUUGAAGCAAGUAAUGAGAGGCCAAGAGAACCUAAAGUUCGUUCUAACCACCAAAACAGCCACCAACCUUUGCAGUAUCGUUCUCCGCUUCAUCCAAGGCAGGAUGGAAGUAGAGCAUGUCAACAACCUCCACGAGUGAGGUAAAUGGGUGCAACUACUUCCAAGUAAGCAUAAAUCCUUAAGUUUAUGGUGGUUUGUCUGUCAAAUAGUUGUCAUAUCAUUACUCAUGUAAUAUUGUAAAAUCGAUAGCUGAGUUAUUGUUGCAACGUUGACUUGUAUGUAUCAUUAGUGUUUUGGUGGUGAACCUGUAAUUAUUUUUCCGGAUCAAAGAGGUGUGUUGAGAAGGAUGUACGCCAUAUGCAGAGUACUUACUCUUCUAUUGCAAGAGGAGAAUUCAUUGUUCCACAAUAAAUGAUGCCAAUUGCAGAUGGUUGUAGACAAAUCUGGACUGGGAUUUCACUGGUGGUGCCAACUAUGAAAAAUUCAUUUCAUUCACAUUCUUUUCUACGCGAGCUUCAUUUACCAAUUUUAUUUCGCCUUGCAUUGAACUAAAAAAGUAGUUGCUGAAGAAAAUUGUGAUCCCCAGCUCAACAUUUGUACUGCUUGCCCAAUUGUGUUGACCACUAUAAUUUAUAUAAAUGGCAAUUACAAAGAGCUGAUGACUUCUCUUC